UGCUGUUUGGACAAUCAGCAAAGUAAAGUCAUCAGAUUUGUGAUCAACAUCACAUUUCAACCCUUUAAACCCGCAGAAGCAUCAAAGUGACCGUGACGCGCAAAACUGUGGAUGUGAGCGCGCGCUGUGGCUGAGUUUGGAUAGAGAGACACGAGCUUUUCCACGGACUUUUACCCUUUUUAUUUAAUUUUUUUUAAUCGUCCCUCUAUCUGCGACCACUUUGCAUCACACACACUUGCCGGCGGGCUGAUUGUUGCAGAAAAGUGACAUGCAAACAGGGAUGAAGUGGUAGAUGAGCUGCGGCUCCGUCGCGCGAACUGAUCCUGCAGGUUCUGGUGCGAACUGAACAACAAACAUGAAGUCCAGGAGUCAGGACCAGAGUUUAUCUGACUCCAGAGAGCUGGACAGAUCGUACGACCCACUAACAGGUAAUCCACCAUCCAAGCCCAAUAAAAAGACCAUAAAGCAGCGUUUCCUCAAACUUCUCCCCUGCUGUCGCUCUGGCUCCAGUUCUUCAAUUACUCAAAGCAAUGGCAGUGAUGAGGCUGAGCUGUCGGCGGUUCGUUACCGACCCGAGGGGCUCGAUAGACUCGUACAGCAGACCAACUUCAGCAAGAAAGAGCUGCAGGUCCUCUACCGGGGAUUCAAAAAUGAGUGUCCCAGUGGUGUGGUGAAUGAAGAGACUUUUAAAACCAUCUACGCUCAUUUCUUCCCUCAUGGAGAUUCAACCAUGUACGCUCAUUUCCUGUUUGAAGCUUUUGACACCCAAAACAACGGAACGGUCAGCUUCGAGGACUUUGUAGCGAGUCUGUCCAUCAUCCUGAGGGGCUCCAUCACUGAUAAACUCAACUGGGCCUUUAAUCUUUACGAUCUCAACAAAGACGGCUGCAUCACCAGAGAGGAGAUGACGAACAUCAUGAACUCCAUCUACGACAUGAUGGGGAAGUAUACGUACCCCUCUAUGAGAGACAACGCCCCCAAAGAACAUGUUGACAACUUCUUCCAGAAAAUGGACAAGAACAAUGACGGCGUGGUCACCAUCGAGGAGUUCUUGGAGACGUGCCAGAAGGAUGAAUCCAUCAUGCAGUCCAUGCACAUGUUUGACCACAUCAUCUAAAACUUGGUGGCCACAGACUCAUUUCCUUCCUGUCUGGAGCUCGUCUACAGUUCUUCAGCCCCGUUAGAGUGGACGGUGUUUCUGCGCCCUGAGCAGAGCAGAGCAGGGAGAAAAUGUCCCGAGGAUGUCUACCCCCAAACCACCUUUCCUUGUGAAAUAUACACUACCGGUUAAAAGGUUUAGAACACCCCAAUUUUUCCAGUUUUUUAUUGAAAUUCAAGCAGUUCAAGUCAAAUGAACAGCUU
Centropristis striata (black sea bass) is the source of this 1362-nucleotide messenger RNA. Its product is annotated as Kv channel-interacting protein 2-like. The coding region runs from base 356 to 1117 and encodes 253 amino acids. Gene Ontology annotation, biological process: regulation of potassium ion transmembrane transport. The transcript is spliced from 9 exons. Gene Ontology annotation, molecular function: potassium channel regulator activity; calcium ion binding. NCBI's taxonomy places the organism in Eukaryota, Metazoa, Chordata, Actinopteri, Perciformes, Serranidae. Gene Ontology annotation, cellular component: voltage-gated potassium channel complex. The record is from RefSeq and is a predicted model, not a curated record.